Anolis sagrei ordinatus is the source of this 1955-nucleotide messenger RNA. RefSeq names its product zinc finger and BTB domain containing 3 (gene ZBTB3). Gene Ontology annotation, molecular function: DNA-binding transcription factor activity, RNA polymerase II-specific; protein binding. Gene Ontology annotation, cellular component: nucleus. Gene Ontology annotation, biological process: regulation of transcription by RNA polymerase II. NCBI's taxonomy places the organism in Eukaryota, Metazoa, Chordata, Lepidosauria, Squamata, Anolidae. The record is from RefSeq and is a predicted model, not a curated record.
GGGGCGCCCCGGCGUGGCCUGGCCCACGACGCCACAAAAGCAUCGGAAGUGACUGGACGGACGAACCACAGGCCGCUGCUGAGAGGAAUUGUGGGAGUUGGAGGCCGAGACCCCUGGAGGGCCAAAGUGUGCCCAUGCCUGGGAGGCUGAGCUAUGCCACUGAAUGCCCAACGACCGUGAGAGAGGCCUCGGCAUGGAGUUCCCCAACCACAGCCAGAACGUGCUGCGGAGCUUGUGGGAGCAGCAGCAUGAUGGCUUCCUGUGCGACUGCACCGUCCUGGUGGGCAGUACCCAGUUCCUGGCCCACCGAGCUGUGUUGGCCUCCUGCAGCACUUUCUUCCACAUGUUCUACAAGGAGCGCCUGGACAAGCGGGACGUGGUGUCCAUCAACAACGAGAUCGUCACUGCCCCAGCAUUCGAACUCUUGCUGGAAUUCAUGUACAAAGGCAGCCUGUCUUUCAACGACAUGCCAGUUGAGGACGUUUUGGCAGCAGCCAGCUACCUGCACAUGAAUGACAUUGUUAAGGUGUGCAAAAAGAAGCUUCAGGCCCGAGCGUUGACUGAAGCGGACAGCACCAAGCGGGAAGAGGAGGCCCCGGGCAAUUCAGAACUUCUGCCCAGUACCUCCAAGUUUCAGCCUCCGAUGCCUGAGCCUCAGCCCUUCCCAUUGCCAUCCCUGUGUCAGAAAGACAGUGACAAAAAAGAGGAGUGGAAAGGAGGAGAGAAGGCAGCUUUGGAGGAAACUGCGGCCUCUACUUUGGAUGUGGCAGAUACAACGCAGCCAGGCAUGGAAAUCACGCUGCCAACAAAGCCACCACAAGCACCCGUGAUUGACAUUUCUUUCUCUAGUCCCAGCAGUUCCACUGAAACAAUCCCACACAAUAGCUUUUCUCUAGCAAAUGAAGGUUCUUCUAACACAGACCACGCUCCAGAGGGGUAUUUGGAGCAAAGGACAGACACAUUUUGUCAGAAGGAAACAAACCGGCCGUCUGUCAAGGUCAAAGUGGAAGCCAUUGUGAUUUCCGACGAGGAGCCUGAUGCGACAGAGCAACUGGAGGGACAGGGCGCAGAGUUUAGAUUGGAAAGCAUCUUCCAAAGGUCUGCCCCAGAUACAGCGCUCCCUGGAAGAUGUGGGCGCCAUUUGGACACAUUUGAAGACCCUGCUGGGAUAGAUGAAGUGACGUCGGAAAGCGGCUUCCUGUCCCAAGAGCACCUUCCGUAUCACAUGAUCCCCAUGCCUGGCGGGCAGAGCUUCUCAAACAUGGUGACGCCGCCCCUCCAUGAACAGAUGUACCUGCCGGAUUUCGAGUCCCACUCCAGCUUCGGCAUCUUUACCGACGAUGUGCCCACCUGCAAGACGUGCGGGAAGACCUUCUCGUGCUCCUACACACUCCGGCGCCACGCCACCGUCCACACACGGGAACGGCCCUACGAAUGCCGCUACUGCAUGCGGAGCUACACGCAGUCCGGCGACCUUUACCGGCACAUUCGCAAAGCCCACAAUGAGGACCUGGCGGCCAAGCGUUGCAAACAGGACAUGGAGAACCCUUCAUAGGUCUCAGGUCCCAGCAGAGAACAAGGUUAUUUCUGAUUAUUUCCUGUAGAUACCAUGCGAUUUAGGACUUCUUUGAAGGUGGUGAUUGGUCUGCAUCCAACUUUUUCUCCUCUCCUCCAGUCAUUCUCACAACCAGAGCUUUCCAAAUGUUUCAUCAUUGUGUUGCUGGAGGCCUUCAUGGCCAAAAUCUCUGGGUUGUGGUGAGUUUUCCGAGUUGUAGGGUAAUGUUGCAGAAGCAUUCUUUCCUGACAUUUCACCUACAUCUACAGCAGGCAUUUUCAGAGGUUAUGAGGUCUGUUGGAAACUAGGUAAUUGGAGUUUAUGCAGGGUGAGGCAGCAUAACUUCCUUUUUUCAAAACUUAAUAAAACCCAUUGUAUGAAUCAGAUUUUUUUAUUUUUU